This is a messenger RNA of Heterobasidion irregulare TC 32-1, 1152 nucleotides long. RefSeq lists its product as uncharacterized. The transcript has a single exon. Lineage: Eukaryota; Fungi; Basidiomycota; Agaricomycetes; Russulales; Bondarzewiaceae. The record is from RefSeq and is a predicted model, not a curated record. Bases 655 to 1152 code for a protein of 165 amino acids.
AUGAGGUCCACGGGGACUAGGGUCAAGACCUAUCAAGGUCCGCAGGGACCACUCCUGGUCAGGGCACUCUUCAUUCCACGCUCAACUCCCCGUUUAUUUUUCUGCACGAUGCGAUCGUCGUCGGCGGUUCUUCCGAGCCAGUCGUUGACAUGGCCCACAGUGGUUGAACGUUCAACUCCUUCGUCCAUCUCGACAGGCAAGGUUCUUCCAGGUUUUUCGCUGCCUUUCUGUCACCCACGGCAAUGGAUGGACUCCAGGCCGGCCGGCGGGAAGCAACGCCCACCCACAUCGCCGACGCCGGCCAGCCUGCAGAAUAGGCCGCGCACACUGUCCACGCCCCGUCGACCCUGCGGGUGCCUGGUCAGCGCGUAAGCAGCCAGUAAGCAGCCACGAAGCACCACAGAGCAGCGCACACGCGCGCCCACAGAGGCCCGCCGAACCGCCAGGCUCCCACACCCGCGGGACGUGAUGCUGAUACUAUACAUGAGAUCACAGGCCUGCUAGGUCGACGCCUCGCCCAUCACAACGUGCCCGGUGCCGAGCGCCCAUCGCUCAGCUGCACCACCCGGUACAAAAGUAUGAUGCGCGUCGGCGCGACGCAGCACGGCAUGGAAGUGACAACCGCACGCAGUGCAAGUAAAUCACGGUCCUGAUAUGUCGGGCGGCAGCGCUCACCGCGUCGCGGUAUUAUGCUGUGUACGAGUCGGACGGCAUCUGGCGCGCAUGUGUCCUGAUGUUGGCACUGUCAGCGGUCCGCGUAAACUCGCGUCGCAUCUCGAUCCUGGGGUCGCCAGCCCGAAAUUGCGUCCUAAGGACGACCAGCAGCGCCAACCGCGGGUCCUAGUCCGCCUCGGAGGGUGCGUCCAGACUGCAGGAGAGCGCAGGCAGUCGGCAGAUCGACACAGCUUUGAAACGGGCCCGAAGAACCUUCCGCGCUCGGUGGGGCACAAGGCGAGUCGGGCGUGUGCGCAGCGCGCGAGGCGCUCGCGGCACCGACGUCGGAUCGUGCGUGCCUCCACGCCUCCGAGCGUCCGAGCUUCCAACGUCUCCGAGCUUCCGAGCGUCCGACGCCUCUCUCUUGAUAGACAACGAGCGCCGCGCCGCGCUGCGCAUCAGCAUCAGCACCGGCGACAACGCUGCAUCGACCAGUGA